AUGGAUGGUAACAGAUCAACGCCAAAAAUACCACCACCGGAGGGUAUGAUUUACCCGCCACCAGAUAUAAGAAGUAUUGUAGAUAAAACUGCGAAUUAUGUCGCAAAUUCACCACACGGUCCACUCCUUGAAGAGAAGAUUAGAGAGAAAGAAAGAGCAAACGCUAAAUUCGCUUUCUUGAACUCCGCAGACGCUUAUCACGGAUAUUAUAGAUGGAAAUCUGAGAGAAUAAAAGCAGGUGAUAAAGAAGAUAUAUUCACUAAAUCCACUCUAAGCACGCCUUCAAUCUCACAAACGCCAUCAUUUAUGCCUUCUAAGCCUAUUCCAAAAGAGCCAAUAGGACAUGAAUUCACUAUUGAAAUACCAGACAAUGCUUUAGCCAUAGAUUUAGACAUUAUAAGAUUAACUGCAUUAUUCACAGCUCGUCGUGGUAAAUCAUUCAUUUCAAUGUUAGGCGGUCGUGAGAAUCGUAAUCCUCAGUUUGAUUUCUUGCGUCCAAAUCACAGUUUAUUCGGUUUGUUCAACAACUUUGUAGAGCAAUACUUGAAAGUUAUUAAAGGCACUUCAGCACCUUUAGAUGAAGAAUUUGAUAAGCUCAGUUUAUCUCAAAAGAAGAGCAAGUUAGUAGAUAACGCUAAAUCACGUAGUGAAUGGGAAGCUUAUAAGCGUGAAGGAUUGAAAAAGCGUGAACAAGAGUCAGAAAAGGAGACACUUGCUUUCCAGAGUAUCGACUGGCAGGACUUCGUUGUUUGUGAGACUAUAGAGAUCACCGAAACCGAUAAAGUACUCGAACUUCCAAAGCCAUUAUCAAUUAAGGAAGUAAGAAACCUCGCAAUGGCUCAAAAGAGGAUGACAUCACUCCUUGAGGAAGAAGUUGUCACGAAUCCUAACACAGGAGCACAAGAUGUUGAUGUUGUCAUGGAAGCAAAACAGCCUCAGAGUAAUACUGAACAGUCGCUUUCUCAACCAUCAGCUACGCCAGCUGUUUCAAAUGCACCAGAAGGUAUGAAAAUCAAGACGAAUUACGUACCAAAGUCACAAAAGCAACAACAGCAAAUCCCACAAGGUUAUUCACGUUCACCAAUUUCUGGUGCACUCGUACCAAACGAGGAAUUUGCCAAUCACUUACGUAUCGAACUACUUGAUCCGAAAUGGCAAGAAAACAAAGAAUACGCAGAAAGCAGGCGUCAAGCUUCGGUUCUAUUACAACAAGGUGCAGAUGUUGCUUCCUCACUUAAAAAUCUCGCCCAAGGACGUACAGAUAUUUUCGGUCAAGAUAUGGAGAAAGCAGAACAAAGAAAGAGGGAAGCGGAAGCGGCUGCUCAAGAAGUCAAGAGAAAGAAAGAAGCAGGUGUGUGGGAUGGUCAUACUGCCAGUGCUGAGACAGUAGCACAACGUUACCAAGCGCAAGCUACUUCUGAAGUCCAAGCUGAAAGGAUAAAUCAAACAUUAGGAAUAAAUCAACCUCAACAAGCAACUACAGCUGGUCCUCAGGUAAAUUCGUAUGGGGACGUUUAUGAUCCAUCUGGUGUUAGCUUCUCAGCAGCACCUUCGGGACCUUCCGCACCAAAAUUCCAUAUGCCAAAUACAGGAAAUGUUAGAACAGCUGAACAAGCGGAAAUCGAACCAUUCUCUAAUCCAUCAAAACGACUCAAGGUUCAAAAGUUACCAGAAGGACAAUAUUAUACUGAAGAUGAGUGGUUAUCUUAUCAUCCAGAUGGUUAUGUCAGCUUGACAGUCAAGUUACCAGUUGACACGAAUAAUCCAGAAUGGGGACUUGACGGAUCAGUUAUUAAACUAUCACCAACACCAUUAACAUCAAUAAGCGGAGUGAUACGCGAGUACAUUUCUGAAGCAUUAGAAGCCAAGAAUGGAGAAGGCAAACGCGGACCGCCAAUUGGUAGAAUGAGAUUGGACUUUGGCAAUAUAACGUUAUCAAAUUCGAAGAGUGUAGCCAGUUAUAAUCUGGAUGAUGGCGAUCAAAUAAAGUUAUUAGUAAGGCAAGGGAAGAAGUAG
Wallemia mellicola CBS 633.66 is the source of this 2016-nucleotide messenger RNA. RefSeq lists its product as hypothetical. The transcript is spliced from 8 exons. Gene Ontology annotation, biological process: mRNA cis splicing, via spliceosome; regulation of alternative mRNA splicing, via spliceosome. Bases 1 to 2016 code for a protein of 671 amino acids. The record is from RefSeq and is a predicted model, not a curated record. Gene Ontology annotation, cellular component: U2 snRNP; catalytic step 2 spliceosome; U2-type prespliceosome. Lineage: Eukaryota; Fungi; Basidiomycota; Wallemiomycetes; Wallemiales; Wallemiaceae. Gene Ontology annotation, molecular function: protein binding; RNA binding.